AUGGACGCGAAACCCCAAGCAGCAGGGGCCGAGGGCCUGGCCGCGCGCCCACAGGAAGCCUGCGGCCGCCAGCUCGCGUCACGGCUGGGCGGUCUGGUGCUGGUUGGCGAGAGUCUGACGCCGGCCGUCCCGUUGCAGAUGUGGAUCCAGCUGCUGUACAGCGCCUGCUUCUGGUGGCUGUUCUGCUACGCGGUCGACGCCUAUCUGGUGGUCCGGAGGUCUGCAGGGCUGAGCACCCUGCUGCUCUACCACAUCAUGGCCUGGGGCCUGGCCGGCCUGCUGUGCGUGGAGGGCGUGCUCAUGCUGUACUGGCCCUCCGUGACCAGGUGUGAGCGGGGGCUGCGGCACGCCAUCCCGCACUACGUCACCACCUACCUGCCCCUGCUGCUGGUCCUGGUGGCCAACCCCAUCCUGUUCCAAAAGACCGUGACGGCCGUGGCCUCCUUACUGAAGGGAACACAGGGCGUCUACACGGACAACGAGAGGCGGGUGGGAGCCGGCGUCCGGAUCCGCUUCUUCAAGAUCAUGCUGGUCUUAGUCAUUUGGUAAUCNNNCGUCAUCAACGAAGGCCUUUUGCUCUACCUUGAGAUGCAGCCGGACAUCCACGCGGGCCCCCUGAGGCCGGUGAGGAACGCAGCCAGGACCACGUGGUUUGUGCUGCGUCAUCCCUUUCCAGUGGUUGUCAUGUGUCUUCCUGGGGAAAAAACCAAAACCAAUGUCGGAAGGGAGCGUCAGCUCGCUCACGUCCGAGGCGUUGGCACGUCAACCUGCCCCGGGUCGGCCGGGAACCCCGAGGGCCGGCUGGUGCUGCUCACGGUGGGUCCUUCCCAGGCGGUGCUGCCCAGGGCCACUGAGCUGGGUGCGGCCCACGGCGGGGACCUUUGGGCAGACUGA
Molecule: messenger RNA, 894 nt
Organism: Condylura cristata (star-nosed mole)
Lineage: Eukaryota; Metazoa; Chordata; Mammalia; Eulipotyphla; Talpidae
Gene: GPR143
Product: G protein-coupled receptor 143
Exons: 7
Biological process (GO): regulation of calcium-mediated signaling; G protein-coupled receptor signaling pathway; melanosome organization
Cellular component (GO): plasma membrane; melanosome membrane
Molecular function (GO): L-DOPA receptor activity; dopamine binding; L-DOPA binding
Source: RefSeq, a predicted model, not a curated record